ACAGACGAUAAUUUGACGCAAGCUUGCUCAUAAGAAGAAGCAUGGCGUCUAUCGCAAUCACCUGUAGUUGAUACGCCUUGAACAAGACUGUCAUUGCAAUAAGGGAUGAAGCAUAUAAGCAUACUUUGAUGUAAUCUUUGUUGAAUAAAGAGAAUUUGUAGAGGCCCGAAAGAAAAUUACGUUAACUAAAUGGAAUAAAAACAAAAAAAUAUUACAUUGCCCUUGCAUUGUUCUGGUAAAGUAAAGCAUUGCACAAACACGAACGAUAUAUUUAAGGGUAAACUGUGCAAAGACGCGCAGGGAGCAUAAAUAAAAACACUUCGAUGGUGCGUAACAAAACGCAAUCGACUUCAUCGUCCUCCUCAGGCAAUGCUAGCGGCAGCGCGAGCAAUAGUAGCAGCAGCACCAAGUCUCCUAUCCGCCAGAACAGCACCAAUAGCAACAAUAUAAGCAGUGGCGCGCGUACACACCGCAAAUCAUCUAGUACGUGUAGUGUUGUGUUAGCCGACGACUCAAAACCAGCAUCGUCUUCCAGCCGCCGCACACCAUCUCACGCUAACACCAAUAGGUCUUCGCAUACAGACGAGGAAACAGACGGGGAAUAUGACAAAACCCCUACUGACGGCGCCCCAUCGAUCAGUUCUGUGCACAAGCAAAAUCUUUAUAUCGUUUCAUUUCCCAUAAUUUUCCUAUUCAACAUUUUACGUUCGUUGAUUUAUCAAUUAUUUUGCAUAUUUCGCUACGUAUAUGGAGCGAGCACAAAAGUGAUCUAUCGGCCACACAAACGAGAGUGCAACAUUGAGAUUGUUGUCGGCUCAAAUAAAUCAUUUCAAACAUCUCAAAAUCAAAAUUCUAUAACAACCGAGGCUGAUAAAAAUCAAGUUGUACAAUAUCAUUCACGUAAUUCAUCGUUGGCUACUUAUCCGCUUGGUGGAGUAGGAAACAUCGCUGCAGUCGGAGGUCAACAGCGUUUUCGUUCUACGCAGCAACUUGAAAUGUCGGGAAGAGGCAGUACAUCUAAUUCACCGGGUCCUGGAGAUCCCUUAUUGGCGAAGCAAAAACAUCACCACCGUAGGGCGUUUGAGUACAUUUCAAAAGCUCUUAAAAUUGAUGAAGAAAACGAAGGACACAAAGAACUUGCCAUCGAGUUGUAUCGUAAAGGCAUUAAGGAAUUGGAAGAUGGAAUUGCUGUUGAUUGCUGGAGUGGACGUGGUGACGUAUGGGAGCGAGCACAACGUCUUCACGACAAAAUGCAAACAAACCUUUCAAUGGCUCGCGAUCGUUUACACUUUUUAGAAUUACGUGAAGAAGAAUUGAAUUUAAAUGCUCUAAAACUCACAGAAACAGAAGCAAAGCAAUCUGACCAUAUACCACACACUAAUAAGGUGUUGAUGGUGUCACCAAUGGUGGUAAAUGGCGCAGUAUAUGGCACUACUGCCACCAAACGUUUGCCCUCAGCAAAGACUGAGUCGCGGUUACCUUGCUCUAGUUAUCAAAAUAAUCUCAAAUCAAAUAGUAAAAUAAGUUCGGAUAGGUUUAAACCAAAUAGCUGCGGUACCAGCGCUGCCGGAAGUAAAUCAUCCCUAACAGCUUCGGGUCGCAAAUUGACAGUAAGCUCAAAACGUCCAGGAAAUCUGGCGGUUAUCAAUAAGUCUCAAACUUUACCACGCAACUUAGGGUCGAAGAAUGCGAGCAGCACUGCAAUACAGAGACAACCGGUCAAAACUGCGGCCACUCCACCGGCAGUGCGCAGACAAUUUACAUCUGGUAGAAAUACGCCGCCCCAACGUGCUCGAACACCUAUAAAUUCAAGUUCCAACUAUGGUGGCCAAGGUAGUGGCAGUGGUUCCGCGCCUGCCGUAACUGUUAAAGGAGUAGAACAAAAAUUGGUGCAAAUAAUUUUGGAUGAAAUCGUAGAGGGAGGCGCCAAAGUGGAAUGGUCUGACAUAGCUGGACAGGAAGUGGCUAAACAAGCAUUGCAGGAAAUGGUUAUUUUACCCUCCGUACGUCCUGAGCUUUUCACAGGACUACGCGCACCCGCUAAAGGUCUUCUUUUGUUCGGUCCCCCAGGCAAUGGUAAAACGCUAUUGGCACGGGCUGUAGCAACAGAAUGUAGUGCGACAUUUUUAAAUAUUUCCGCCGCCUCUCUAACCAGCAAAUAUGUAGGAGAUGGUGAAAAGUUAGUACGCGCACUUUUUGCAGUGGCACGUGAAAUGCAGCCAUCUAUUAUUUUCAUAGAUGAAGUUGAUUCGCUGCUAUCAGAGCGUAGUAGUAACGAACAUGAGGCCUCACGACGUCUUAAAACGGAAUUUUUAGUUGAAUUCGAUGGUCUGCCGGGAAAUCCCGAAGGUGAUCGUAUUGUCGUGUUGGCUGCCACAAAUAGGCCACAAGAGCUCGAUGAAGCAGCUUUGCGACGUUUUACCAAGCGUGUUUAUGUCUCACUGCCAGACAUGGAUACACGCGAGCUAUUGUUAAGCCGAUUAUUGGAAAAACAAGGCAGUCCGCUGGGUACAGAGGCCUUACGUCGUUUGGCAAAACUAACAGAAGGAUACUCAGGCUCAGACCUAACAGCUUUAGCAAAGGAUGCAGCCCUCGAACCAAUCCGGGAGCUCAACAUGGAACAAGUCAAAUGCUUGGAUAUUAGUGCAAUGCGUCCAAUAACCGAAAAUGAUUUUCAUAACUCGCUAAAGCGAAUUCGACGUUCUGUUGCAUCGCAGAGUUUGAACUCAUAUGAAAAAUGGUCACAAGAGUAUGGUGAUAUAACGAUUUAAGUAUUUGAUGGUUACAAAGAUAAGUUAAGAAGUUUACGGCAGAAUACAUAUACCGUUAUCGCUCGCAUCCUAAUCGCUUGAACAAGUUCACUUGAGGCAAAUUAAAUGUAGGCUGACACAUCGUACACAGCUGAACUAUUAGCUUGUUUCCAAUGGUGUUGCUGUUGCUAUACAGAGGAAUUACUUUGAAAGAGUUUGUUUUGCUGAAGCAUUUUUAUUUAUUUUUUGUCUUCACACCUUUUACCAACUGAUCAUAUAUGUAUGUAGAUUUCGCUUUGCGAUUAUAAUUAUGAUCUUUCACAUAAACUAACCAAAAAAAACUUAUGUCUAUAUAAAAUGCUUAAGGAAAUUAGCAAAAUAAACUGGGUUGGGUGAAUUCAAAUGAUAUCUGGUAUUCAAGAAUUCCGUGCGCUUCACCUAAAACGAUUAGAAGCCGUUGAAUCUUUUUGAAAGUCAGUAAGCCUGCAGUUGUACACAUGCGCAAUGAUUAAACCCUGAUAAGCGAAAUCGGAACUAUUUUAUAUUGUCACAGAAAAUAGCAACAAAUAAAGCGGCUGCACUAAUUUAUUUUAUGUAUUUUGCAUACAGGUAGUCCUAAUAAUUCCAUCAAAG
This is a messenger RNA of Rhagoletis zephyria (snowberry fruit fly), 3383 nucleotides long. It is a transcript of the gene spas, whose product is annotated as spastin. Gene Ontology annotation, molecular function: ATP hydrolysis activity; microtubule severing ATPase activity; ATP binding. Gene Ontology annotation, cellular component: microtubule cytoskeleton. NCBI's taxonomy places the organism in Eukaryota, Metazoa, Arthropoda, Insecta, Diptera, Tephritidae. The record is from RefSeq and is a predicted model, not a curated record.